This is a messenger RNA of Ostrinia furnacalis (Asian corn borer), 1798 nucleotides long. It is a transcript of the gene Dnaaf3, whose product is annotated as dynein axonemal assembly factor 3. NCBI's taxonomy places the organism in Eukaryota, Metazoa, Arthropoda, Insecta, Lepidoptera, Crambidae. The coding region runs from base 225 to 1607 and encodes 460 amino acids. The transcript has a single exon. The record is from RefSeq and is a predicted model, not a curated record. Gene Ontology annotation, biological process: axonemal dynein complex assembly; motile cilium assembly.
CUGUGCAUAUAAACUACUCGUGCGGGUGUUCUGAUUAUUUAUAUCUCGCACAGGUUGGAAACUCCGCACAAAUAGAUCGUCGCCAUGGCAACUCCCUAAAGGCCGCAUGAAAACUCCACGCUUCAUUUGACAAUACUCGUUUACAUCGCCCUGACAUUGACAAUCUCAAUAUUUCUCCCCUGACGGUCGACGGGUAAACACGACUUCAUAAACAAACAACAAAAAUGUUCUGGGGUAUAAGUCCAGCGCUGGACUUGCAGCAGGAGUAUCUCAAACAUGGAGACGAAAACGCCUACGAGCUCAACUUCCUGGUCAUCGGUGGGUGCGACGGGCGACACCUCCUUAAAACCUUAUCCCAAGCCUAUCGGCACACCAGGCGGUACAUGAACAUCUUUGUCGUCGACGGCUGUCCAGAACUCAUCGCCAGGCAGAUCCUGCUCAUGUCCUUGGCUUUGGAAAAAACUACGAGAUGCGGCUUGCUAGAAAAGACGAGACGGUGGCUCGAAAUCUACGGCAAUCUGCUCCUGCGGCCAUCUACCUCAAGGUAUUUAAUCGCUAAAGCACGCCAACUCGUCGGCAUGAUCACGAAUCCCGAGUUCAUGAGCUGUCUGCUACCAACCGUCUCGAUCGAUCAAAUGAAGUACCGCGAACGCGACUACCUUGAGAGCCUGGUUAACUUCUGGACCACUGGGAACACAAAUCAGUUCAACGCUUGUGAGCUUUGGGAGCAUCGGAUCAGGCACAGCCUCGGCGUGAGGUACGACAACCGAGCGGGAGUGUUCGACUGGGACUACCACAUGCGCCUCAAAGAGAUCGCUAGUCAGAUAUGCUUUCAAGAAUAUAAACAUUUUAGGGAGCACGGAGUUGCUUUCACUUGGCUGGAGACAGAGGUGUGCAGACCAAAUGUGACGUUUGCAGCGGGAGUGUGCAAGUGCGGGGAUAGAUACCUUCACCGAGGGUAUCUUGGGGAUAUGGUGACUUCCCCGUAUAUAGCAUUCGGGCUAGAUUGCGACGACAAGGACAUGCUGAUAUCAUCUCACGGAGUGAACAACAAACGGUCGACAGACGUGUCGGAGCGCAACGUUAUGCGGAUGCUGUACGAGGUGGAAAACCGUCAGGCUUUCGACGCAAACGCAUUUAAUUUGGAAAAGGAGAAGAAUUUAGGGAUGGUUGUGCUGAGUCAGCUGGACGCGCGGAUUUCGGAGGCUGGACCUGAAGUGCCGCUGCUGUUGCGCGAGGAUCGGAAUACGUAUAUCGAUGUAGAUUACGGGAAGGUGCAUUUUCUUUCCUUGUCUGCGCUGGAUCAUUAUCCGCACAAGCCGCAGUUCCAGGGGUUGUUCCAUGGUGUGUUUGUGGGGCAGAACAUGCUGACGCGCGUAAAGCCGAGCGUUUGGUCGAUGGCGCGGGACGACGCGUUUGUCGUCAUGGAGUCGCGCAAGUACAUGGUGGAGCUGAAGAGAGACGACGUCAAGGCGUUCGCUGAACAAAUAGACCAGGCGGCGAAGGCCGCACAGUGCGAGAAAAUCACUUCGUUCGAUCCUCAAAAGGACGAUUAUGCAAAGUUUUUGAUGAGGAGGAGAAGUGAGAGCAUCGAUAUUCCUGUUUGAGUUAAAGUUACGAUUAAAAGUACAUGUUUUUCUUUAUAAAAUACUGCUUAUUUGAAAUCGGACAGAAUGCUAAGUCUCGUAGAUUGCGAGGUUUAUUAUUUUGUGAUGAUGAAUUAAAUAAAAACAGUUUAGUUACUUUUCAUAGUCAUUUAAAUACGAUUGUUAUUUGAGAUUAAUUAUGUGAUUAAUAU